AUCAACAUUGUGCAUAACAAGAUAAAACCAUAACACCUCUAUCAGCUGACGCCAACAGGCAGGAGCAGGGAGACAAAACACUGAGAGCACAGCUGCCAAGGUCGCAGGUGCUCAUUGUACAAACUGAUAAACUGGGUCAAAGUUAUGGGCCUUAGAAAAUAUUUCCCCAACAAAAUGCAUUUAAUAAUGCACUGCUUUGGUGCAGUAAUAAGCAGCAGGCUUCAGUUUUGCUCCAGCAUGUAUAAUGUAAUAGCUAUGAUUCACUGAGGAUUCCUCCUGUGUGUGAGACAGAUGAAGAGAAUUCAAGCAGCACUGAUUGAUAAACCAAACCGAUCGGUGAAUGACUGUACGGUCUGCCAAGGACAGCCGUCACUGACAUGAAUGCAUUUCUUUUUUUAUACUUCCUGUAAUGUCAUAAAUUGUGUGUGUUUAUUAAAUUGUAAUGUGUCAGUAAGACUGCUGUCAGCUUUUCAUUUGAGGUUUUAGGGAACUGAGGACAAUUUAGAUGUGCAAAAUAAUAAAGAAACCUUUAACAUUAUAUUCUGGAAGAUCAGAUUUGUUAUCUUUAGCAUCACAAGCGACAAAAUGCUGCUGUACAUAUUUUAUCCUUUGCUUUUUGCAUUUCUGAAGACUACUUUUCAUAUUUUGAAAUCAGAAGGUUUUUUCAAACACCUGUAUGAUCAAACUUCUUGUUACCACCAGCAACACUUGUUUUGCCAGUUUUAUGUACGGGGAAACUGAAACCUAGCAAGAGUUUCCUCUAUAUACACACACACACACACACAGACACAGAUCUAACACUCGACAGCAGCAGACUAACAGAGGACUUUGGACAUCUUAAUUGAGGGUCAAGUGGACGCAGGAUGAUGAAGAUAUCAGGAGGAGUCACUUGGUGCUGUGUAGCUCUGCUCCUCGCCCUGACCUCUGUGUCAGCUGUACAGAGAGAGCUGAAUUCAAUCAAUGAUUUGAAGAAAAUCAACUUCGGCCAAUCUGUGCCCAAGCACAGUCUUCUGCUGCUCCACUGGUUUGCCAACGAGAUCGACAUCGACAACAACGAUAUUAUACAGCUGACCUUUGACCCAAACAGUGGAGAUUAUGGCUCACACCAUUAUGGCAACUAUGAGGAUCUGCUGGACCCACUGCCUCAAGGAAAUCAAUACCAUUACUACACGAUUGGAAAUCUCCAUCAGGAAACGUCCAAUCCACUUCCAGCGUAUGUAGCACAUCCCAGAACCGAUUAUGAAGGACAAAACAGGGACAGGAUCAUAGUUCGAGUCAGGGAGCAAAACCGAGGGCAAGCUUACCAGACGAUAGACGAAGUGUAUAUCACACAGCAUUAUGACACUUCUGAAAAUCAGGGGACACCUUAUGAUCCAGAUCAUACAUACAGCAUCACCACGAACCUCCUGAGAGAGAUCAGAGAGUUUGCUGUGGGACAAAACCAACUGUCGCAUCUCAGAAACCGCUUUGGAAGCAGCGCUGAUGAUGAACAAAUCAGAAACACAUGGGGUCACCUUGCUUGCCUUGGACUGCUGCUGUAUAUUGUGAUCCAGGAAAAGCAGUCCUCUAAGCAACAAAACAACAGCCCUGAAAACAGAAGAAAUCCUAGAAAUGAGAGACAGCACAAUGUUCCUAGAAAUGUCCAAAACCAGGGUCAUGUUGUAGUGAAUAUGGGCGAUUAUGAGGACCGUGUAGCCAGCAGGCGACCGGUAAACACAGAAUCAGACUGUUGCAACACCUAUAAAUCCUGUAUAAUCUGUUGUUUAAUUGUAUUGGGUAUAAUUAUUUAUUUUGUUGUUAUAAAAAAAUGAUACAAAAAUGUAUCUUGAGGGCUCCUGGGAAGAAAACCAAAACCCACUUUUGUAUUUAAUGGUGCGUUCACACCCGAUGCGAUUUUUGGGGGCGGCACGAUUACAUGUAAAGUCAAUGCAGCGAUGCGGACAGACGCGAAUUCGCCCCGACGGCGCAAAUGACGCGGUUGACGCAAAUGCCGCGGCGUAAUUGAGGCGAUUGAAGGGGGCCGCGAAAACCGCUCGAGUUACAUUUUUUCAACUCGAGCGUCAAAUUUGCGUGACGCGAUCUCGCGGUAGCCAAUCAGCGGUGAGGAUCUCAGCCUGCGGUCACUGACGUUGAACCAGAAAACCAAAACAUCAG
Molecule: messenger RNA, 2154 nt
Organism: Trematomus bernacchii (emerald rockcod)
Lineage: Eukaryota; Metazoa; Chordata; Actinopteri; Perciformes; Nototheniidae
Exons: 5
Coding region: 864-1811 (315 amino acids)
Source: RefSeq, a predicted model, not a curated record